This is a messenger RNA of Cantharellus anzutake, 501 nucleotides long. Its product is annotated as ribosome biogenesis protein SLX9-domain-containing protein. Gene Ontology annotation, biological process: maturation of SSU-rRNA from tricistronic rRNA transcript (SSU-rRNA, 5.8S rRNA, LSU-rRNA). The record is from RefSeq and is a predicted model, not a curated record. The coding region runs from base 1 to 501 and encodes 166 amino acids. The transcript has 2 exons. Gene Ontology annotation, cellular component: nucleolus; 90S preribosome; preribosome, small subunit precursor. Lineage: Eukaryota; Fungi; Basidiomycota; Agaricomycetes; Cantharellales; Hydnaceae.
AUGCGGUCACUCAAAGCCACUCCAUCGCAGGCCAAGCCCCGUCUCACCAAGAAAGAGAAACUCAGAGUUAAACGCGAAAUGUUCAUCAAGAAAAUCAAUUCUUCCCAAACUCCAUACUCCAAACUUCGUAAGGGCAAACAGAAACACAAGGCGAAACAAAAGUCCAAACAAAAACAAAAACUGACUGCCAACUUGACGGGCCUGGAAAGCGCGCUCAACGAAAUUGUUAUUGCCUCUCAAAAAGAUGAUAGUUCUCAUACAAAGAACCCUUCUAGUUCCAGAGGAGUGGUGGAACGAUUAAAGCCUGAGCCAAUCGGUGAAGGGAAUGGCACACCACUCACCCAAAAAGAAAGAAGGAAAACCCUACUUAGGGAGCGGGAGAGGGCGGCACUUGUCCAUGCCAACCCUGCGUUCUCCUCUAAUCCUUUCACAGUUGCCCGACGCUACGCCGAAAAUGUUCUUGUUCCUCACACAGUCCCUGAUAAAUCACAAUCACAAUAA